Molecule: messenger RNA, 2106 nt
Organism: Diachasma alloeum
Lineage: Eukaryota; Metazoa; Arthropoda; Insecta; Hymenoptera; Braconidae
Gene: Dolk
Product: dolichol kinase
Exons: 6
Coding region: 245-1660 (471 amino acids)
Biological process (GO): dolichyl monophosphate biosynthetic process
Cellular component (GO): endoplasmic reticulum membrane
Molecular function (GO): dolichol kinase activity
Source: RefSeq, a predicted model, not a curated record
AGUUAAAUACGUAAAUGAAUAAUUGACGUAUCAUGCAAUAUGAAACGCCUGAUCGAUGUGUGUAUAUACCUAUCUCUUAUUGUAUUACAGCAGCCCAUGUGUAUUAUAUACAUAUGAAUGACUCAGUGGUGGGGGGAAUUAGUGUCAGUCGGAGUUGAGAGUGAGUAGGGUGUCUGUCAGUGUUGAGUCUCGGAGACGGUUUUUUUUUCUUCUUUAUUAUUAUUUCAUUCAGAAAACAGAGACAAUGAAGGUGAUUACCAUGGGCUACAAAAAUGUUGAAAAGAGAAUAUUGAAAAAUUUGGAGGCUGGAGGAAUAUCACAUCGAGCAAAAGCAACUGGAGGAUUGUGGCUAGGGCCUUUGAUGGGUCUUAGUGCAAUGGCAACAAUACUCAGGGAAGACAACAGUUAUUCAGAAAUAUGUCUACUCGUUGGAUUGACUGGAGUUGGAUUAAUAAUAAGCACAGCCUGUCUCUUUGUACAAUUGAUUAUUGAUAAAUCACCGAGUAGAGAUUUUCAAAUAAUCUACUUUUUACCAGCGAGUAUUACGUCAAUGUUGUAUUUACUCGGGGCAAAUAAAGGGCUGCUGACAAGUGUUUUCUGGGGCCUGGGGACUGGCUCUUUGGGGACUUGGGGGGUUCUACAGUUGAUGUCGUAUUUCUCGAGGUGUUUUACACUGGGUGAAGCCGUCACUGUUACACAUGGGAUUAUUUUGUUUCUAUUAUCGGCUGGAUCUAAUCUACCACUCAGGUAUCAUUUACCUCCUCUGCAUGACGAUGAUAUUGCGACAACAAUUCUCCAGGUGGGGAUCAUCUUCAUUGGAGUCUGUUGUAUUCUCCCUGGACUAUUUCCGAAAAUUCGACAGAAAAAUUUAUUUUACAUGACAACGUUUGGAUUAUUGAUUCUCGGGCUUGUUCCAGUAUUGCAUAUAUUAUUGGACCGAAGUCCUCUCGUGUGGAUGAUUUCGUAUAUUUUUGGGAGUUUGAGUAGGGUUUUGAUUAUAGUUUAUUGGACAGUCUGUCUGAUUUUAGGGGCUGGUCUUCUAUCGUAUCAGAUACAAUCCGAUUCACAGGCGAGCACUGUCAGGAGAAAAGGCUUUCAUUUAUUAGCUGUACUUGUUUACAUUCCUGGAUUGCUGUGGGAGCCGACGUUACUUUAUUUGGCGAGCGGAGUCAUAAUGGGUGUAUUUAUGAUGAUGGAGCUUAUGAGACUAUUGAAAUUGCCACCAUUGGGUGAUAUACUCCAAUCAGGAUUCUCCGUAUUCGCAGAUAAAAAGGACCACUUGAUUUCAUUGACGCCCUUGUACUUGUUGAGUGGAUUAUCAUUUCCAUUGUGGAUGCCGACAAGCAAUCUCGAGAUUUUACCACUUCUGAGUGGUGUUUUAACUAUUGGAAUUGGUGAUUCAGCUGCGAGUAUUGUUGGCACAAAAUGGGGUAAAACGAAGUGGCCGGGUUCUAAUAAAUCGGUGGAGGGAACAGUCGCCUGUAUACUCAGUCAAUUGACGUUUGUUUGUGGAUUAGCUAUAUUGGGAUUCAUUCCUAAUUACUUCAUUCUCAUCAGAAGCACAUUAUCGAUAAUUGCAGUGUCGUUUAUUGAAGCUCGCACUGAUCAAGUUGACAAUCUCCCAUUACCAAUUAUUCUCUAUACUUGCCUUGUCAUUUAAUUUUCUUCGUAUAUUCGACAUGAAAAUUUAUGAAAAGUCUGAUAAACACAUUUAGACUUUAAACUCACUCGAUGGUUCAAUUGUGAUCAUUCAAUUAUUAUUAACACUAUAUCUAUUGAAUAAUGAAUCUGAAUUUUUCAUGUCCUUUUAUUGUCUCGAAUAGUGUUGAAUAAGAUAAUUCAAGUUCUUUUGGAAUUCCAGAGAAGCCCAAAAUGUUUAUACUAAUACUGCUACAUCUCAACGAAUUGUUCCUGUUGAAACAUUCAAUUUUUAUGUAUUAUUGUUAUUGCCAACUAAUCAUUGAUUCAAGUCAACCGACAGUCAGAACUCAAUGGUUAUUGAGAUGAUUGUUCCAUUCCCACUCGCUGUAUUUUUUAUGACUUGAUACUUUUGAUGUUAUUAUAUUGAUCCAGAAAGGUUGAAUAAAAAGUAUUUUUCUACGUGAA